UAAGCGGAAGUUCCGGUCGGGAAUCGGUGCUAGCCUUUCAGCCGGAGAGUUUAGCCAACGCAGGUGGGAAUAAUAUUGUUUUAACGUGGAUUAUUCCUAGUUUGAACCAUCAAGGCGCAGGUGAGGAGGUGGACACUGUCUCCGAUCGCCUGGUUGAACUUGUCAUCGCUCCAAAAAACAACCUGCCGUUGGUGAACUUUGGAAAAGUGGAGUUCUAAGUGAAUGGCUGAAGGCUCCUCUGAUCCACCUGACCUCAGCUCUGAUGGGCCGUCACACCAGCACAGACCUAGAAGAGGCCGACCCAGACACAACGGCGAUCGAAACCUGAGCAGUAAUAGCCAUGAUCCGUCUUAUCAAUAUGGGCAUUUUCAGCAGUGCGUUAAACCACCGAUUGGUUCUAAUCAUUUUAAUUAUUCAGAGUAUAACCAUCCUCCGUAUCAAGGAGAGGAUGUUGCUAGGAAGAGAGGCAGAGGAAGAGGAAGGAGAGAAGGAAACAGAGGGUUAAACAGGAAUUUGGCAGGUUCAGGCCCUCGGGGGCAAAAACACAUUGGUGACUUUGGCCAGUAUGAUGCAAGUCAUAGAUACACAGGUGGCUACCAGUCAGAUCCCAUGGAUGGGCCUGAUGCUCCCAACUGGAGAAGAGGUGGUGCAAAUAGAGAUUUUGAGCAAACUAACAAGGAGCGGGAUGCUCCAGCUCAAAAUUCCAGUAAAAGGGAGCUUAAGAGGGGCGAACGGAUGGAGGAAAGGGAUCAUACAAGGGAGAACAACACAACCGUACCAGGCUACAGGUUUCAAAGUAUCCGAGGAGAAAACUAUUUUUCUGAGACCAACAGGAGAACUCCACAGAGCAAAUCAGGCACUCAGACUCAACAUUACGACCAUCAGAAGAAACACGACGACCCAAAGAGACGGCACGGACCAAUCAAACCCCCUAAAGCACCGUCUCCAGAAGAGGUGAGUUCAGAGAGCGGUGCUGGUGGUCAGCAUGACCCAGACUUCAGCAGAUCUUCUCAGGAUCCCGUCUGUAAGCCUGGAAGAGGCUCGGGACCUCAAAGACCUUAUCAGAGCCACGGAGGGAGGAGAACUAACCGUCAGAACAAGUCGGGUCAGAGCAGCUCAGAGAAGAUGCCCAAGAGCAAAGAAACGCAGACAGGAUGUCUGAUUGAACAGCUGUCGGAGGAGAAGUACGAGUGCAUGGUGUGCUGCGACGUGAUUCGGGUUAUGGCCCCGGUGUGGAGCUGCCACAGCUGCUUCCACGUCUUCCAUCUGAACUGCAUCAAGAAAUGGGCUCGAUCUCCAGCCUCUCAGGCAGACGACUCGGCUGAAGGUUGGCGUUGUCCCGCCUGUCAGAACGUUACUCUGAAACACCCGACCACCUACACCUGCUUCUGUGGUAAAGUGACGAACCCUGAGUGGCAGCGCAGUGAGAUUCCCCACAGCUGUGGUGACAUGUGUGGGAAGAAGAGGAGCGGUGUGGACUGCAACCACCCCUGUAACAUUUUGUGUCAUCCUGGUCCUUGUCCUCAGUGUCCCGCAUUCAUCACCAAGUCCUGCGUCUGUGGGAAGACAAGUCAGCCGAUGCGCUGCGGCCAGGCUUCGGCGCUCCAGUGUGACAAAGUGUGUGGAGCUUUACUCAACUGUGGUGAACACACCUGUGUGCAGGUGUGCCACAGCGGGACGUGUCAGCCCUGUCAGCUGAAGGUCCAGCAGGUUUGUUACUGUGGCGUUACUCUUCGCACCGCCGCCUGCGGCACAGAUAAGGAAGGAUUUGGCGGUUCUGGACAUUUCUCCUGUCAAAAGUUUUGCUCCAAGAUGCUGAGCUGUGAAGCUCACCGGUGCCAGCAGGUGUGUCACCGUGGGCCGUGCCAGCCAUGUCCACGCUCACCCAGCCUGGUGAAGACGUGUCCCUGUGGUCAGACCCCGCUGUCCAAACUCCUGGAUCUGGGCUACUCUGAGCGGAACAGCUGUUCCGACCCCAUCCCCUCUUGUGGGAAGAUGUGUAACAAGCCCUUACCCUGUGGCUCCAAUGAAACCAUCCAUUUGUGUCAGAACCUGUGCCACGAGGGCGCCUGUGGGCCGUGCUCUCUGACCUCAACGAUCAGGUGUCGCUGUGGCUCCAAAACAAAGGAGGCUCCAUGUGAGAAGAUCCAGAAAGAAGAAGAGCUCGUGUUCACGUGUGAGCGACGCUGCAACAAGAAGCGCUCCUGUGGUCGACACAAGUGCGGUGAACUUUGUUGUGUGAGCGUGGAGCACAAGUGUUCCCUAAUCUGUGGCUACAAGCUGAACUGUGGCCUGCACCGUUGCCAGGAGCCGUGUCACCGUGGAAACUGUGAACCCUGCUGGCAGUCCAGUUUUGAUGAGCUGACGUGUCACUGUGGUCUCAUGGUGCUGUACCCACCCGUCGCCUGUGGCACUAAGCCGCCUGAGUGUAAAAACUUGUGCACAAGACGGCACGAAUGUGACCAUCCAGUGUUUCACAACUGCCACAGCGAGGAGAAAUGUCCCCCGUGCACUUACCUCACCCAGAAAUGGUGCAUGGGAAAGCAUGAGCAACGCAGCAACAUUCCAUGCCAUCUGCAAGACAUUUCCUGUGGCCUGACGUGUAACAAGCAGCUGCCCUGUGAAAUGCACCACUGCAAACGCCUCUGCCACCGGGGGGAGUGCCUACCCCAGGGAGGCUGCCAGCAGCCCUGCAUGCUGCCUCGUCCAGACUGCAGCCACCCGUGUUUAGCUCCCUGUCAUAAAGGCAGCGCCUGCCCAUGCUCCACCUGCACGGCAAAGGUUGCUCUGCAGUGUGACUGCGGUCGGAGAAAGGAAACGGUUGGCUGCAUAGAAGCUGCUAGUUCCUAUCAGAGGUAUGCCGCCAUCACCAUGGCCAGUAAGCUGUCAGACAUGCAGCUGGGUGACUCCAUGGACAUCGGGCCGCUCCUCACCAAGAAAGAGCUGAAACAGACUAGGCUUGAAUGUGAUCAAGAGUGCGCCACCCUGGAGAGGAACCGGCGUUUGGCCGAGGCGUUGCAGAUCGACUCGUCAUCUGACCCAUUCAACGUUCGCUCCACCUCUCUGUACAGCGACAGCCUCAAAGAAGACGCCAGAAAAGACUUGAAGUUUGUCUCAGAAGUGGAAGAAGAGAUCAGGAGUCUGGUGGAACUCGCCAAUAAGGGCAAGCAGCCUAAGAGGAGCCACUGCUUCCCGCCGAUGAACAGAGAACACCGGAAGAUCAUCCACGAGCUGGCUGAGGUCUACGCCGUGGAGAGCGUGAGCUACGACAGCGAGCCCAAACGCAACGUGGUCAUCACAGCCCACAAAGGGAAGUCGUCCUGUCCAAACUCAACCCUGACAUCGGUGAUAGAGCGGGAGACGACCACCAGGGCGCCUCCUCCCAUCGCUCACUUCAAACAGAGCAGCAGCAAGAGCACGAGUGGAGGCACCUGGUCGAAGAUGGUUCAAGACGAGCCUGUGGUCGAUUACUUUGAUGUUCAGGACUGAAGGAGAAUAAAGCUGAAGUGGAAAACCCCUUCAAGAUCUGCCCGGAAACUCACGUUUGCAUCUUCACUAAAGAGUCUGAGCCGUUUCAGAUCUAAUGAAUACUAAUGAAGAAAGAGUUGAAUUUAUAGAAGAUUUUCACUAAAUGAUGCAGAAUCAGUCGAAUCUAGUUAAAAGUACGUCUUUGUGAUUUUGAUGAGCUAAAACAGCCACAUCUGUCAGGUUUCUGCUCCCCAGUAACUAUUUUCAGCCACAGGAUUUGUUUUUGCUGCUGGUGCUGAGCCAAAGACCUGCGCUGCUGAUGGAGGGAGUGGGCUGCACUGCGGAAAGAAAAGCUUUGUUAGAACGUAGCUGUGACCCAGUUUGAGUUCAGCUACUUUUCUGAAAACUUCCUCAGUAAAAGCAGGAAGCCUUUUGAGGUCAGGCUGGUACAGAUUUUCUCCAGGACGUUUCAGCAGAGCAGAUAGUGCAUCCUUUUAAUUUUCACUCCUGAAUCCUUUUGAUGCUUUUUUGUGAGUAAAGAUGCUGACUUGAGUCGGGUUGUGUUGGCGGGACAUCGGACCCCUGCCUCACCGGGUGGACACUUGCAGAUGUGAAGGUCGUAUUACCUUGAAAAUAAAUCUGACCACCAA
This is a messenger RNA of Nothobranchius furzeri (turquoise killifish), 4118 nucleotides long. RefSeq names its product nuclear transcription factor, X-box binding 1 (gene nfx1). Lineage: Eukaryota; Metazoa; Chordata; Actinopteri; Cyprinodontiformes; Nothobranchiidae. Gene Ontology annotation, cellular component: nucleus. The record is from RefSeq and is a predicted model, not a curated record. Gene Ontology annotation, biological process: negative regulation of transcription by RNA polymerase II. Gene Ontology annotation, molecular function: RNA polymerase II transcription regulatory region sequence-specific DNA binding; zinc ion binding; DNA-binding transcription factor activity, RNA polymerase II-specific.